UGUUAUGCAGGCCCACUUUCAUUGGAAAAGACAGGUACAACUUGCCGACGUCGUUUCGAGCGUAGACUCGGGGAGAGGGAUAGAGUCAGUCAGCUGAGAGCAACUUCUUCCUGUUUUCUCUCUCUCGCUUGGGAAUCCCUUAAACAUCAGCGAAAAAUAGAUUUUGUUUUUCCGCUGAUAAAACAUAAAAUAAAAAUAAUUUAUACGAACCCUAGCCCCGAUUUGGGACACCCAGGUCCGCUGCAACCAUGGCGAUCCGCCACCUCCUGAACGCCGCCCGCCGCUCCCAGCGCACCACCACCAAUCAAAUUCGGAGGGUUUUCUCCUCCGCCUCCGCCGUCCAGCCAUCCGCGGCGUCGCAGCCUCUCGCUCCGCCUCCCCCUACCGCUAUGAUCUACGAUCGCCUCGCCGAGUCGGUGAAGCAGAAGCUCAGGCGCCUCGAGGAGCCGGAUCCCCGAUUCCUUCAAUACUCUUCACCUCUUCCGGUACGGCUUGACCACACUGAUAUCCUCGCUGCUCCGGUUACCCGGGUCACUACCCUGCCCAACGGUCUCCGUGUUGCCACCGAGUCCAACCUUUCCUCCAAUACUGCCACCGUCGGUGUCUGGAUCGAUGCCGGCUCGAGAUUCGAAUCGGAUGAGACUAAUGGCACGGCUCAUUUCCUGGAGCAUAUGAUCUUCAAGGGGACCGAGACUCGGGAUGCCAGGGGUUUAGAACAGGAGAUUGAGAAUAUGGGCGGGCAUUUGAAUGCUUAUACCUCCAGGGAACAAACCGCAUAUUAUGCCAAGGUCGAGGACAAGGAUGUGUCGACCGCAAUAUCGAUUUUAGCUGAUAUUCUUCAGAAUUCUACUUUCGAUAAGAGAAAUAUCGAACGGGAAAGAGAUGUCAUACUCAGAGAGAUGGAGGAGGUAGAAGGUCAAACAGAGGAAGUUGUGUUUGAUCAUUUGCAUUCAACUGCAUACCAACAUUCACCCCUGGCUAGGACAAUCCUUGGACCUGCAUCCAACAUCCGAUCCAUCACCAGAGAUCACCUCAAGAACUACAUUUCCACUCAUUACUCACCUUCCAGAAUGGUGAUUGCUGCUUCCGGGAAUGUGAAACAUGAAGAUGUUGUGGAGCAAGUAAAGAAAUGUUUUACUAAGCUGUCUUCUAGUUCAGUUACCACUGCAGAUUUGGUUGCCAAAGACCCAUCCUUUUUUACUGGUUCUGAGGUCAGGAUGAUUGAUGACGAUAUUCCGCUUGCCCAAUUUGCAGUUGCUUUUGAAGGUGCAUCUUGGAAGGAUCCUGAUUCAAUUGCAUUGAUGGUCAUUCAAUCAAUGUUGGGAUCUUGGACUAAAAGUUCAGGUGGCGGAAAGCAUAUGGGCUCUGCCCUUGCCCAGAGAUGUAGCAUCAAUGGGAUAGCAGAAAGCAUGAUGGCCUUCAACAGCAACUACAAAGAUACUGGCCUAUUUGGUGUUUAUGCUAUCGCUAAGCCUGACUGUUUGGAUGAUUUGGCGUAUUCAAUCAUGUAUGAAGUAUGCAAGCUAUGUUAUAAAGUUACAGAGGAGGAUGUGAUCCGUGCUCAGAACCAGAUAAAAUCUUCUCUAGUGCUUCACUUAGAUGGGUCAAGUCCGGUGGCUGAAGAUAUAGGUCGCCAGUUGCUUACAUAUGGCAGAAGGAUUCCUUAUCCUGAGUUAUUUGCUAGGAUUGAUGCCGUAGAUGUCAAUACUGUCAAACGUGUGGCUAAUCGAUUUAUAUAUGACAAGGAUGUUGCUAUAGCUGCUCUUGGACCAAUUCAAGGUUUGCCCGACUACAACUGGUUUAGACGCAGGACCUAUUGGCUCCGUUAUUAGGCUGUUCUUAUUUAAGAAGUUACAGAAACGCUUCAUGUAUUUUUGCUGAUUUCAUUUUUCACUUCAGUCGACAUCUUAUUUCACGAGGAAAAGAAAUGGAGAUGGAUCUUAAUGAUUUUGUCCAUUGCAUUAUCUUGUAACACUUAGCCAAUGGAAAUAAUCGAUCUGCGACCCAUGAACAAUUUUGAAAUGGGCGAUUCAGUGUAUUAUUGCAUUACUGCUGGAGAUGUGAAACAGUUUUGCGGUUCUGAUGUGUGUGAGAUGGUGGCCGGUUCAUUACUGGAGAAAUCUGUUCUUGGGAUAUUCACGGAGGAACAGAAGCUUUUAAAUUUUGUCAAUAUGAAGUUUAGCUGCAAAAUUUUGAUACCAUCUUUCUGGGAUUGGAGUAAGUCUCAUGAUCAUAGAUAAAGCUUGUCACGUAGUUAUAAUCUCAUUACAACUGUGUUUCCAAUGGUUUGUGAUCAUCCAGUGUAAUUUCAAAAGAAUUAGAUUAAGAAAAUUACAAAACAAAUUGAUAUUGGUGAGGAAACGCUUUCUUGAAUUUAUUGAGUUAAAAUCGAAAGCCUAAGAGAUUUGAUACAGGACGUUGUUAGAAGUCAGAACUAAGCAAUUCAGGGGUGGAGAAAUCAUGGCCCUCGCCCAACAUAAAUAAAUUUUAAAAGAAUAACAAUUGGAGAAAAAGAACGACUAGGGCUGUCAACGAUCAAGUUUUAGGUCAGUGAUUGGUCACCACUGGUUCUGAUGUAACCAUACAUUUGUAUGUUUGAAUAUGUACGAUACGACCCCG
Molecule: messenger RNA, 2619 nt
Organism: Oldenlandia corymbosa var. corymbosa
Lineage: Eukaryota; Viridiplantae; Streptophyta; Magnoliopsida; Gentianales; Rubiaceae
Source: the annotation of a GenBank genome assembly